Microplitis mediator is the source of this 1834-nucleotide messenger RNA. RefSeq names its product putative odorant receptor 65b. The transcript has 6 exons. Gene Ontology annotation, molecular function: odorant binding; olfactory receptor activity. Gene Ontology annotation, cellular component: plasma membrane. The record is from RefSeq and is a predicted model, not a curated record. The coding region runs from base 272 to 1549 and encodes 425 amino acids. Gene Ontology annotation, biological process: detection of chemical stimulus involved in sensory perception of smell; sensory perception of smell. NCBI's taxonomy places the organism in Eukaryota, Metazoa, Arthropoda, Insecta, Hymenoptera, Braconidae.
GUAUGUAAUCAAGUAGUUACAUAUCGAUUCAUAAAUGUCUAACUAAAGUAAACUAAAAUAUUUUUUUCUAAGAAAGUACAGCCGAGUAAACAGAAGCAAUUUUACGAAACGUUUUUUUACCUUCUAAAUUACCUUCAAUUUAUGGCCUAUACAUUUAUCUUCGAUUUUUCGUAGUACUCACUCGGGUAAAUUAUUUCUGAGGUGAAAAGUAAAAAUAUAUAUCCCGCUGAGAGAUAGAUCCACUUAACUUAUAGCUUUGUUACAAAAGACUAUGAAAGUUGUGCCGAUAACAAAUCGCAAGGGUGUGAAUUUAAAGAUAACGGGAUUGAGAUUACUGGGACUAUGGAAAUUCGACUACUCGACGUCAUACUUUAGAUUUAUUUACUACUGUUACAAUAAAAUUUCAUUUAUAUUAGUACUUAUAUUUGUUAGUACACUGACUGCUGAUCUUAUUAUUAAUUAUGAUGAUCUAUCAAUUGUCACUGAUGACGGCUGUUAUAUUGCUGGGAUUACAGUAAUAAUAUUUAAGUUAUAUAAAUUUAAUAGUGAGCAUGAAAAAAUAAAAAUAAUUGUUGAUGAAAUUCAUAGACCACUAGAUCUACUCAACCAAUCACCCGACCCGGGAGUACGUAAGAUAAUUAAGAGGACAGCUUUUUUUGAAAAUUUGAUGGACAAAUUUUUUAUAAUCCUCGGAUGUUUUUUGGCUGUCGCAUUGACAUUUUUUGUGCCUAAAGACAAUGGGGCGUUGCCGAUUCGCGCAGUUUUUCCGUUUGAUACUACUGAAACACCGUUGCAUGAGUUGGCAUUUAUUAUACAGGCGUAUAGUAUUUUUUAUGGGUUACUGACUAUUGUAUUUAUGGAUGAAUUGAUUGUAACACUUAUUAUGUGGAUAAAUUGUCAGCUGGUGAUACUAAACAGUAAUUAUAAGAAUUGUAGUGGAGACGCUGAGGGUCAGGCAUCGAUUGAAAAAAAAAGUGGUUUGAGUAAAGAAAUUAAUGAAUUGAGCAAUGAAAAAUUUUUAAUACGUACCUUUGUGUUAUUUGAUGAUGAGACUGAUGGUAGAAUUGAUGACAACUUUUUGGUGAAAUUCAAGUAUUGUAUUAAACACCAUCAACGUCUGAUUGUUGUUGUCGAUCAUCUCAAUGACGUUUUUAGUUCAAGUAUGUUACUACAACUAUUCGCAAGUUUUUCCAUGAUUUGCUUGACUGGCUUUCAAGCUGUACUGGGUGCCAAUGAAACGGGAAAUUUAUUAAAAUUUAUUAUAUAUCUUGGUGCUGCAUUUUCACAAUUACUUAACUGGUGUUGGUUCGGUAAUGAGCUUCUUCAAAAGAGUGCUUCCUUAACUAAUGGACAAUGGUCAUCGGGAUGGGAGAAACAUUUAAGUGAUAAUAUUAAAUCAUUCAUGAUCAUUUCACUGCUCAGAACACAAAAAAUUUUACAAUUGCAAGCUGGAAAUUUUUACAAUAUGUCUUUGCACACAUUUACUGCGGUUUUAAAAAAUUCGUAUUCGUUUUUUGCAUUGCUGACUAAGGUAACUGAUAAUUCAUAGUUUAUUUAUUUACAAAAAAUACUUUUUUAUGCAAAAUGAUGAUAUAUAAGUGGAAUUAUUUUAGUACAACACGAAAAAAAUAAUCACUAGCUGCUAUAGAAAGCAUAAUCUUUAGCAGCUAGCGAGUAUUUAUUUUCCAUCAAUAACGUAAUUGUACAGAAAAUGUAUUUAACAAAUACAAAAAUAAAAUGAUAUAUUUUUAUAAUAAAUAAAUAAAAAGUUUAAUCUAAAAUACAAAAUUAAUUUUCUAUUUAAUUGAUUAAGUUUUAUAUUAAAAAAAAAAAA